AUGAGGUCGGUGGAAGAGAGCGAAGGGGAGCACUCGACGACAGAGUGGGGUCUCGAUACGGACCCAGAACCAGAAUCCCGUGCGGGAGAGACGGGGAAGUGUGCGUCUUGUUCUGGACCUCUUUGGACAGCCAACCAGGAGGAUGCCUCUCACCUGGCAAUGCGUGAGACCCGAGGCGGCGCUGCUCAAGGCCCACGCGCGGCCAGAUCUCGAAAGGGUGAGGGGGAAGAAGCAUCUUUCCCGCGCGAGAAAAGAUUCAGUGAGAGGCCUGCAGGCAUGCCUGUGUCUUCCGACCCCGCAGCAAGCCUGAGGCAGCGAAGAAGCAGCCCCACAGAGCACCUGGCAGCCGCUUCGCGAGAUGCCGCAACUCGACACAGUCGAUCUCGGCCUCCCUCGACGUCUUCCUCGCCUGCAGCCGGGGCCUUGCUUGCAUUUCUGCUGAAGCCGUUCCGCUGCGUUGGCCUCGCGCCGCCCGCAUAUGGCAGCAGCCGGCCAGGAGGAGUCGAGACGGCUGCCUUCGGCGCCUCCGUUGGCGUCGAGACGGGCGCGGGGGCCUCCGCGGGGACAAAGGGACUGACAGGGAUCUCGACUGGCGUCUCGCGCGCAAACAGCGUGGUCCAUCCGACGCCUGCGGGGCAGUCAUCCGUCCAGCUGGAAGCGGAUAAACCCCUCGAGAAGAAGCUGCAGACCUUCCGCGUUCGGUCGCUCUGGACGUUGAUUCUCGUUUUCACCUUCAUCAUCAUCCUGGCUGCGGGUCACGUGUACAGCGCAGGCUUAGUUCUCGCCCUCGUGGCGUCGAUGUACUGGGAAAUUAUCGCGGUCAAGCAGAAACGCGAGGAGGCUCGGAUCCCGGACUUCUACUGGCUCAAGUGGUACUGGUUUUUGAUCACCAUCAUGGGUUUCGGACUUCCUUCGGUGCUUCGGAUGCCGUGGCGACCGUGCGACUCGCCAAGCAGCCCGUUCGGCGGGAGUGGCGCUGGAGGGGCUGCCGGAGACGUCGAGGAAAGCGCCCAUGCUGCACGUUCCGUGUUCGGCCGCGCCGCACGCCGCUUCUUGGAGCGCCUCCUCACGUUUCACAGUCUGGUCACGUACACUGCGGGGUUCAUUGGCCUGGUGUGGUUCAUUCUCUCUCUGCGGAAAGGCUCGAUGCGGUACCAAUUUUCCCAGUUGGGCGUCAUGCUGGUCGCCCUAGUGUUCAUCGUCGGCCAGGCUCUGAUGCAAAUCGCCAACAUCUACUCCGGCCUCAUUUGGUUCAUUCUCCCGACGUCGCUCGUGAUUGUCAACGACGUCUCGGCCUACAUUUGCGGCAUGCUCUUUGGCCGCACGCGCCUCAUCCGCCUGUCGCCCAAAAAGACCGUCGAGGGGUUCGUCGGUGCGUCCUUCAUCACGCUGCUGUGGGCCGUGCUCGUCGCGAAACAACUGCAGGAGUACAAAGUGUUCGUCUGCCCACCGCGCAUGAUCGACUUCCGGCCCUUCGCCAUGUGGCAGGGCCUCGAUUGCGACGUCCCCGACGCGUUCGUGCCCCGGUGCUACGACGCCGAAGUCGAGGCUUUCCUCGGGCUGAAGAGCUGGACCGCUCCUCUCGAACCGACGCCGGAGGAAAUUGGCAGAGCCCGACUCCGGGAAGACGCAGCGGCUCUGGGGGCCGAGGAUGUUGACGGGGGGGACGUGCCGGAACAGAUCGGGACGGCGCAAGAACGCAAGGUCGAGGGACGUGGCAGCGGCGCCCAACCGCGAGGUCGCACCCGCCGAGAAGCACCGACGUUCGGACGGCAACAGGGCGAGCGCGCAAAGGGCGGCUUCGGGGGCUCGGGAGACGUGGUCCCGGACGAGAACGAAGGCGCGGUCCGUAUUCAGCAGGAACAGCAGGCUGUGACGGUGGCAGACGGUUUCGCUCCGGAGGACAUGCCUGUGGAAAGGUCGCAUCUGGCCCGCAGUCCGCGUCGCUCAACCUCGCCUUCGUGUCGCUUUUAUUUCUCUCCUUUUCAGUUCCACAGCAUUGUGUUGGGGCUGUUUGCCGGGUUCUUAGCUCCCUUUGGCGGCUUCUUCGCGAGUGGGUUCAAACGCGCCGCCCGGAUCAAAGACUUUGGAGAGAUCAUCCCUGGCCACGGCGGCGUCACAGAUCGCUUCGACUGUCAAAUUCUCACAGGAAUGUUCACACAUCUCUACUACACGAGUUUCGUGUACACUGAGGACGCGAGCAAACCCGAGGUACACCGUCGUCGCCUGCCCCGCCAUGCAUCACGCGAAGAUUUGCGCCUCCAGCCUCCGCACGAGAAAGUUGAGGACGAAUUUCAAGAUUUCGAGGGCGACAGGGUUGGUGUCGACUCCCGCCGAGGGUAUUCUAUGGGCGGAGAGAGACACGGCGAGCCUGUAGGCGCAGCUUCCCAGCAGAACCCGCAGUGCCUGGAGCCUGCUGGAGACGCUUCAGGGAGCGCCGGCCCGGACGUCCGCGACAAAUCGUCAGACUGGAAAGCAAAGACUGGCGCCGUGCGCGAGUUGGAGCAUAAAGGCGCGCCAGCUGCUUUCUCUGUAGACGGCAGAGACCGGGAAAAAAGUGUUCUCGCGGCAGUCGCCUCCAUGGAAGACGCGGAGGAACUGGAACGCGUAAAGGCCGUCGUCAUCGCGAGACUGGCGGACUUGAAGCGGAGAACGAAGCAGGCGCAGCAAGUCCAAGAGAAAACCGGAUCAAGGGGCAAGAGAUGA
This is a messenger RNA of Neospora caninum, 2706 nucleotides long. Its product is annotated as Phosphatidate cytidylyltransferase,related. The coding region runs from base 1 to 2706 and encodes 901 amino acids. Gene Ontology annotation, cellular component: endoplasmic reticulum membrane. The record is from RefSeq and is a predicted model, not a curated record. The transcript has a single exon. Lineage: Eukaryota; Apicomplexa; Conoidasida; Eucoccidiorida; Sarcocystidae. Gene Ontology annotation, molecular function: phosphatidate cytidylyltransferase activity.